AUGGGUUAUUUUAAAGAGCAGGAAAUCCCUUAUCAGUUUGCUUUAGCCAAUGCUUUUACCAUUUGCGAUGCAUAUCACUGUUCAAUGCACACAGGUACAGAUGCCAAUCGUUCAUUUCAUUUAACGGGCACCAAUGGCGCAGUACCGACCAGUACCGCAUUUGUGAAUAAUGAAUGGGACUGGAUUGAUGGUGAUCCCCAAAACGUUGAUGUCGGCUACACAUGGAAAACCUAUGCUGAACGUUUAGAAGAAGCAGGUGUUAACUGGAUUUGCUAUCAAAACAUGCCGGAUGAAUGGGGCGAUAACAUGCUCGGUGCAUUCCGUACCUUUAAAAAAGCCAAUAUUGCUUCAGGCUAUCCAGUUUCAAGUGGUGGUGCGCCGAAUAGUCCAUACAAUAAAGCAGCGCAACCAUUGCCUUAUAAAGCUUAUGAUGCCACAACCGAUAAUGCUAAAAAUCCACUGUAUAAAGGUAUCGCAAACACCCUGCCCGGCAAUAAACCCGAAGAGUUUUUAGAUGCUUUUAAAAAUGAUAUCAAAACAGGCAAACUCCCCCAAGCAGCAGCAGCCAGCCUAAAAAAGACAAUGGUGUUUAUGGACCGGGCCCACGUGUACCACUCUUUGUAA
Molecule: messenger RNA, 624 nt
Organism: Oppiella nova
Lineage: Eukaryota; Metazoa; Arthropoda; Arachnida; Sarcoptiformes; Oppiidae
Source: the annotation of a GenBank genome assembly